Molecule: messenger RNA, 2522 nt
Organism: Leptonychotes weddellii (Weddell seal)
Lineage: Eukaryota; Metazoa; Chordata; Mammalia; Carnivora; Phocidae
Gene: ANGPTL1
Product: angiopoietin like 1
Biological process (GO): blood coagulation
Source: RefSeq, a predicted model, not a curated record
CUUGUUCAGAGCUAUUCAGCCUCCUGCUGAUCCCACUACCCCCACCCCUAUUUAAGGCUACGGAGAGGAAAUCCUAAGGAGGAGAUUUUCCCCCCUAGUCUCCAGCAAUUUUUUGGUGACGUAAUAUGUGGGCUGAACUUGAGUUUACCGAGAAAGAGGGAAUCACUAUUCAAGGGUGCUGUAUAUACAAUCUGGGUCAGCUGCAGCUGGUUACUGCACUUCUCCAUGUGGCAGUCAGAGCAAAGCCACAAUGCUUUCUCUGCCGGAUUAAAGACAGCCCACAGACCAGAACUUCCACUAUACUACUUAAAAUUACAUAGGUGGCUUGUCAAGUUCAAUUGAUUAGUGUUGUAAGAAGAAAAAGAAGGUCCUUAUUACUGCUUGGAUUUGACGGUCCAAAACAAAAAUGCAAUUGCCAUUAAAGUCACAGAUGAACAAACUUCUACACUGAUUUUUUAAAAGCAAGAAUAAGAGCAGCAAGUUUCUGGGUCUGCUUUAUCAACAGAUGCAUAAAGACUUCAUACAACCUCAUUUCAAAAUGAAAGCUUUUAUCUGGAUCCUAAGUGUGCUAUUCUUCCUACUAAUGGGCACUGGACACUGCAGAGGCGGCCAGUUCAAAAUAAAAAAAAUAACCCAGAGGAGAUACCCUCGUGCCACAGACGGUAAAGAGGAAGUAAAGAAAUGUGCAUACACAUUCCUGGUACCUGAACAAAAAAUUACAGGGCCGAUUUGUGUCAAUACCAAAGGGCAAGAUGCAAGUACCAUUAAAGACAUGAUCACUAGGAUGGACCUUGAAAACCUGAAGGACGUGCUCUCCAGGCAGAAGCGGGAGAUAGACGUCCUGCAGUUGGUGGUGGAUGUAGAUGGAAACAUUGUCAAUGAGGUAAAGCUGCUGAGAAAAGAAAGCCGUAACAUGAACUCGCGUGUUACUCAACUCUAUAUGCAACUACUACAUGAGAUUAUCCGUAAGAGGGAUAAUUCACUUGAACUUUCCCAGCUGGAAAAUAAAAUCCUCAAUGUCACUACAGAAAUGUUGAAGAUGGCAACAAGGUACAGGGAACUAGAGGUAAAAUAUGCUUCCUUGACUGAUCUCGUCAAUAACCAGUCUGUGAUGAUCACCUCACUGGAAGAACAGUGCUUGAAGAUAUUUUCCCGACAAGACCCCCAUGUGGCUCCCCCUCUCGUCCAGGUGGUGCCGCAGCACAUUCCUAACAGUCAUCAGUACACUCCCGGACUGCUGGGAGGGAACGAGAUACAGAGGGACCCAGGUUAUCCCAGAGACUUAAUGCCACCACCUGAUCUGGGAACUUCUCCCACCAAAAGUCCCUUCAAGAUACCACCAGUAACUUUCAUCAAUGAAGGACCAUUCAAAGACUGUCAGCAUGCAAAAGAAGCUGGACAUUCAGUCAGUGGGAUUUAUAUGAUUAAACCUGAAAACAGCAAUGGACCAAUACAGUUAUGGUGUGAGAACAGUUUGGAUCCUGGGGGUUGGACUGUUAUUCAGAAAAGAACAGAUGGCUCUGUCAACUUCUUCAGAAAUUGGGAAAAUUAUAAGAAAGGGUUUGGAAACAUUGAUGGAGAAUAUUGGCUUGGACUGGAAAAUAUCUAUAUGCUUAGCAACCAAGAUAAUUAUAAGUUGUUGAUUGAAUUAGAAGACUGGAGUGACAAAAAAGUCUACGCAGAAUACAGCAGCUUUCGCCUGGAACCUGAAAGUGAAUUCUUUAGACUGCGUCUGGGAACUUACCAGGGAAAUGCAGGGGACUCCAUGAUGUGGCAUAAUGGUAAACAGUUCACCACACUGGACAGAGAUAAAGAUAUGUAUGCAGGAAACUGUGCCCACUUUCAUAAAGGAGGAUGGUGGUACAACGCCUGUGCACAUUCUAACCUAAAUGGAGUAUGGUACAGAGGAGGCCAUUACAGAAGCAAGUACCAAGAUGGAAUUUUUUGGGCUGAAUAUCGAGGCGGGUCAUACUCCUUGAGAGCAGUUCAGAUGAUGAUCAAGCCUAUUGACUGAAAGAGAGACAGUCUCCAACUUAAAUGACAUAGAACUCUGUAUUUUUCAGUUCCUAAAAAUGUAAAUGUUACAUAUAUAUUGUUUUGCACAACUCAUUGCUACAGAUACAGUUUUUAAAACGAAUGUUACCAUAACUGUAAAAGGGGAUUUAUAAAUGUAGUUUCAUCUUCCUCAAUAUACUGCAGAAGGUUAUUUGUACCCACAACCCUAGUUAUUUUAAAAACUAUAUUGAUUAAAUACAGGCAAAGUUUGUUUUAUAAAAUGUAAAUAUUUGCCACAAUGUAUAACAAAUCUUAGCUUUAUUUUAAAUCAAAACUGAAUACAUGUUCAAGAACAACUUAUUUAAAAACUUUGAGAUUGCUCUAACUUCCAACAGAAAAAUAAUUUUAAGAUUUCAAGCCAAGUAACACAUUUUAUUUAUAAAAAUAUAGACAGGAAAUUAGAGAAAACUCUAGUUUUGCCAACAGAAAAUAUAUUUUGCAUUGAAUAAAAGUUAUUUCAAAUUGAA